UUUAGCUUGUCAUAUUAAAAAAGAAUAAAAUGACAUGAUUUUCAUCAGCAAAUUAGGAACGACAUCUCCCAUUCUCCCUUCUCUCAUAUCUUUGUUGGUCACAUCUAUCAUUCUACCAUCUUCAAUACAUAGCCAACACCGACCAAGCCAGUGCUUCGCCGACCCUAACAACUGUCCUCUGAGAUUAUAACGUCCUUAUCUUGAUUAAGUAAAAUCCAUCAAUUUUACAUCAAUUUCUAUGAUACUCUUCCAGUAAAUCGAAGUUUUUACUAUGGCAAAAACAAUUCAUUCAACAUCCGAUCAAUUCUCGAAAAGGAGAAGUUGAACGGGAAAAACUUCCUUGACUGGCAAAGGAACUUGCAAAUAGUUCUUAUGCAGGAAGAAAAGGAGUAUGUCCUGGAAGAGGUGAUGCCCGAAGCCGCAGGCAACGGGGUCACUCGGGCAGCCCUCAAUCGUUGGAUUGAUGCCAACAAGGAUGUGAAAUGUCUAAUGCUUGCAACCAUGAGUGCAGAUCUACAGAAAAUGUUCAUCAACUCAGAUGCUUUCACGAUCAUCUGAGUUAAAGAACAUGUUCCAAGAUCUGGCUCGAGUCGAAAGAUUCGAGACUCAUAGGCAAAUUCUUGAGACCGAGCUUAAGAAAGGCGAGCCCGUAAGUCCACAUGUUCUCAAAAUGAUCGGACUCAUUGAGAAUAUGAGUCGGCUGGAUCAGCAAUUCUCUUAGGAAAUGGCUGUAGACACCAUCCUCCAUUCUCUUCAUCGCGGGUAUGAUCAGCUCAAGCUGAACUACAGUAUGAAUAGUCUGGACAAAACGCUCACUGAGCUUCACGGUAUGCUGAAGACCGCUGAAAAGACGCUCAAAAGUGAUAAGCAAGAUGUGCUUAUGGUGCGUGGGGGCAAGUUCAAGAAAUCUGGCAAGAAGAGGAAUGCUAAGAAAGGUGGCAAGAAGGCCAGCCCGACUAAGCAACCUGGCGGCACCAAGUCUGAAAAGAAGAAGGUGACCCAACCCACUUCUGAAUCUGAAUGCUUCUACUGCAAGAAGAAGGGGCAUUGGAAGAGAGAUUGCUUGAAGCUUAAGGAAGAUCAGAAGAACGGAACAGUCGUUCCAUCUUCAGGGACUAAGAAGAAGUAGAAGGUUAAGCAAGGGUGAAGUCGACCUACGAGUGGGAAAUGGAGCACGGAUUGCUGCAUUAGCUGUAGGAACUUAUUAUUUGUCGUUGCGCCCCCUGGGCUAGUUUUGGAACUGGAAGAUUGUUGCCAUGUUCCAAGUCUUACUAAAAACAUCAUUUUUGUUUCUUGCUUAGAUGCUAAGGGAUUUUCCUUUUUAAUAAAAGACAAUAGUUGUUCGUUUUAUUUUAAAGAGAUGUUUUAUGGAUUUGCUAGAUUAGUCAAUGGACAUUAUUUAUUAGAUCACGACAACCAAGUUUAUAACAUAAAUACCAAAAAGGCCAAAAAGAAUGAUUCAGAUCUCACCUAUCUGUGGCAUUGUCGAUUAGGCAAUAUUAACUUGAAACGCAUAGAAAGACUUCAAAAGGAAGGAAUUCUAGAACUAUUUGACUUAGAGGAUUAUGGUAAGUGCGAAUCAUGUUUACUUGGCAAAAUGACAAAGCAAUCUUUCUCUAAAGUUGGAGAAAGA
Messenger RNA from Spinacia oleracea (spinach), 1633 nucleotides. RefSeq lists its product as uncharacterized. NCBI's taxonomy places the organism in Eukaryota, Viridiplantae, Streptophyta, Magnoliopsida, Caryophyllales, Amaranthaceae. Gene Ontology annotation, molecular function: zinc ion binding; nucleic acid binding. The transcript is spliced from 3 exons. The coding region runs from base 725 to 1129 and encodes 134 amino acids. The record is from RefSeq and is a predicted model, not a curated record.